Molecule: messenger RNA, 5459 nt
Organism: Lytechinus variegatus (green sea urchin)
Lineage: Eukaryota; Metazoa; Echinodermata; Echinoidea; Temnopleuroida; Toxopneustidae
Product: protein DD3-3-like
Exons: 14
Coding region: 149-2455 (768 amino acids)
Source: RefSeq, a predicted model, not a curated record
UGGGAUCCAUAUACCACUUAUUUCAGAAUCACAGGUUCGGGGGAUGGAAUAAAAUUGAUAGAUGUCGAAGUGAGCGGGCUCACUAGUCGUCAUUUCUAGAAAGAAGUCUUGAUUUUCGAAAGAUUGUAAGAGUCAGAGAUUUAACAUUAUGGAGAAACUUGUAGCAAUAUUAGCGGUGAUCGUUGUAGCAAAUGCAGAUGUUUAUAUGCACAACCCAAGGGGAAGCAACAACAGACUUGAUGAAAAUGGAAGAGAAAGAAACAAUGGAAAUAGAAUGUUUGACUCACAAAACAACAACAGAGGGGGCUACAAUGUAGGCAGUUUGUAUUACACAGCCGGAUCCGUUCUGCCAAUUGAAUGGACAAACCAACAUAGCUGUGGAGACCCAAAUUGUCACUGUGAGAUUGUAUUGCAAUACAUGUGUGGUGAUUGGGUCAGGGACGGGACUACUACCUCAACUAUUCCAGAGAAUCCCAACCAAUGCGCUAAUUAUGAUUGUAAUACUGACAUCCAAUAUGGGAUGAACGAAAACUUUGAUUACUACCUCAACUGUAAGAUUCGCCAACGCCAAGAUAACCUCUUUACAGCUGAUCAGAACCUAAAUGGAGAGACAGCAAGAUAUACUAGACAGAAUCCACAAGGAACUAGAAGGGGGUAUGAAUGUCCAGAAGAGAGGGAUCAUUACCCCUACUGGGGUCCUACACCAUGGAUGGACAUUGCUGUUUUUACAAAUGAACCUGAGCGAUGUGAAUACUACCAAGCAGAGAGUCAGAACGUGAAAUCUAGAUGGGCUUGUGAUCUUCCCUUCUCCUAUUUACAAGAAAACAGGAAUGCUAAUCGUAACAAACCAGUCAUCCCCAUCACACAAGAAGCCUGUGAGGCGGUAGAGAUAGAGAACCCCGCAGGUGGCAAUGCCACCCGUGGUGUUUGGAGGGAAUACCCAUCAUUCAACAUCUCGGCUCCAGUUUGCAGAGAAAACCAUUGGAGUAGAGAUAAUCAUCUUGGUAACGGAGUCAAUGGACAACCAAACACGUUUAACUGGACCAUACCAAACACUAUCCAUGAAAGUUGUGCAUUACGUCUCAGAUAUAACAUCUCUACUGGUGAAUUUAAUGGUUGGGAUGGUUCUACAACAGCUGAAUUGAAUGCAGAAGGUAAUAAUCAGGCAAGCGCACUUGAUGUUCAUACAAGGUAUGGUUUAACUGCAGCGGAAGCAGAAGAUAGGGGUUAUGUCUUUGAGAAUAACCCACAGGUUCAGAUGUUCACAGACGCUGCUAAUGGUGAUAACUUUGAGCUACAACUUGCUAUUAACACUGCUCAACUUGGCAGGACAUUCCAAGACAGGUCUCACACCUUUGCAAUUCGUCCUAAGCCAGCUAAUGUCGGUGCUAACACUGUAUAUAAUCUGAACGUUAGAGGGAAGAGAGGUAACAUUGUUCAAGUCUUCCCUGCAGUGGAAUACGACUUUGUUCCUAACAAUUUGGAAAUGUUGCCUGAAGAUUUUGUUCACCCCCAAUGGACUGGAUCCAACUCAAAUCCAAACAACAAUGAUGGUCAGGGUCGCCAGGGUACUGAUCGUAGCAACAUUGCUUUGCUCAAGGAACAGAAUUACCCAGAAGGCACCGGAGCUUAUUAUCAGCCUUUUGGUGUUAGUGGGCAAUACGGUAACAGCUAUCCUAAGAAUCUAGCUGAUACAACGUUCCUUGGCUUGGAUGCUCAGACUCUAAUCAACCUGGCUGUUCUUCAACCAGGUCAGUUUCGAGGGGAAAUGUCUGAAUUGGACGAUGCCGGUACUUACUUUGAUGCCAAGCCCCUCAAGGUGACAGAAACCGGUACAUACCAUUACAUGUGCACAAGGAACAACAACUUCUCCAACCGUAGCCAGAAAGGACGCAUGAAGGUUGGUGUUGAACAGACCCAGUACGUUUCUAUUGGUUAUACUGGAGGCAAUGUAUCUACCUCGCAUAGUGAGCUGAAGUUUGGUCAAGGAUCCCUUGAUCAUCUUGAAGACAUCAAGGUAGUUGAAUGGAAUCCUCAGCAAGGUAAAUGGGAGAUAGAGCGUGUCAGUGGCUCAGCAGAUGAUAUCCCUGGAGACAAGAUUGAGAGCAACUUUAUCACCAUCUACCCAACCGGUCAAAUCACCACCGCUGAUCAGACCUUUACUCUACGCCUCUUCCUCAAUGGAUCCUCGUCUGAUGUCAUUGAGCUCUUCCGUAGUGACCCGCAGUCCUAUACAACAUGGGAGAAGGUGGACUAUGCCAGAGAAGGUAAUGCUCUAGCUGUGGAAACACAGAUGGGUGGUACCUAUGUGGCUACAGGAUCUAGCAAUGCUGGAAAGACUGCUGGUAUUGUCAUUGGAUGUAUAGCAGCAGCCGUCUUGAUCAUUGGUGGCGUCGUUUACUUCAGAAUGCAUCCAGAAAAGCUUUCAAACCUUACUAAAUCUGGUCCAGUCUAACAUCACGCCUUUAUAUCAGUGUAGAUUCCUCCCUCAUGCCUGAAUAUUACAAGACUCACAAUGCAUGUUUGUUUAACAUGAAAUACAAAGUCUUAUUUGUAAUAUAGACGCAUCUCCUCUGAUGAUAUGUUGUUCUUAAGAAACUGGUGCCCUUUUUAAAAAAAAAUUAUUGGAUUAUCAAUCAUGUGUAAUGAUUGGAUAUAAGCAAUAUGUUGUGUUCAAAGCCUUUUCAUCUGAAUUAACCAUGUUAUAUAUCAGGAAAUGAUUAGAUUUCAUAAUCCUGGAAAGCAUUACCAUAAAGAGAUAUAACUAUAAUAGUAGCGGUAAAUAAGCACAGUAAUUUAAAAGCUACACCAUUGACGCAUUACAAACUGAAGCAUGCAUUGUAACUUAAGGUAUGUUUUAUAUAUGUUGCUGAUAUUAUCAUGUGUUUAUAUUUAAGUAAUUCAAGUUUUAAAGGGACAUUGUAAAUAAGAUAUAUCUAUCAUUUUCAUAUAGUAUAUCAUGUAAUUCAGUUCUAUCCUUGUAUAUCUUCUCUACUAGCCAGCUCUUUAUCUUGUCAGCUUCCCCCUUUUAUUUUUCAUCCAAGUGACCUAAAUGAUCUAAUUUCAGUUUUCAACGUAAGGGUUGAUUACUGUCGUCAAGGAUGGCUCGCUUCUGAUGAAUGGGGUCCACAAUCCUUAUACAUGUAAUUAAUUUAAUCUGUUUUGAUAUCAGAUAAUAAUGUGCAUUCUGAAAACCCAAUUUUUCUCACUCUUUAGUUUAGCAUCAUUGCAUUCAAUUUCCAAAGUUGUUUGCCCUAUUUGUGGUUUCAACACUACAUAUGAACAUAAUCAGCUUUUGGUUUCGUCAUACUUGUUACACAUGCCAAAUUUAAAUCUUUUUCAAACAAAACUAUAUUUCUUAUAAUUUUCACCCUUCCAUGUGUAACCUCAACAAAAUGUACUUCUGAUAACAAAUAAACAUAUCUAACCUUAAGGUUUUCCAAAAAAAAAUUGUGUCAAACUGCAUUUCUCACAUAUUUAUGUAUCCCUUAUACUGGUGGUCAUUAGUCCCAUUGUGGUGGCUCCAAUUGCAAGAAACAAUAAAUUAUUAUCACAAUUUCUUUCUUGGUACAAAAAUAAUCUUAAAUUGUAGUAAAGAGUUCACAUACAUUGCAGUUGUCUAUUCAAAUUGCAUUUUGCCAAUUCUAACACAGUGGGAGGAAAGUGCUAUAUACCAUAUUUAUAACUUAUUUUCAGGACAGAUUUUUUUAUUCUGAUUCCAAUAUAUUUCUUUUUAGUUGUAACAUGUCUUAUUUUUCAAGAAAAGUUUAUACUAAAUGUUGUUACUGGCAAGUCCAUUGCACCAAAUACUCUGUCUUUCAUACAGGCAUACAUGCUUUCUUAACUGUCAAGUUUAAACAGACCAAACUCAUCUUUUAGAUGUGUUAUAAUUACUCAUUUUGACUCCCUGAGUCUAAAAAAAUAUUUUAUAAAAGAAACGAUUUUGUGAGGUAUUGAUUUCAUUGUGAUUAUCUUGGUGCCUCUUCUGCAAUACAAAUGUGUGUGAUAACAAAAAGUACUAUUAUGAUUAUGAUCUUGGCCCUGAAACAUAAAGCUUAGUGAUUGAUGAUAAGACCGAUAUGCAGGAUUAUUUUCAUUAAUUAAUUCUCAUUAAUUGUAAAAAUAAAAAUAUACAAUCAAUCAUAAAGCUUUAUGUUAUUAGGCCCUGAUUAACAUGGCAUUGAUUUCUUUGUAUAUAAAUGAAUAAAUUUAGUCAUUUUGUUUGAUUUACAAUUGGUGGUAUUUAAUAUUAUGUUGUGAGUCGAAGGAAAAUGGCCUAGUGGAUUGAUUUUGAAAAAGUAAAUUGACCAAGAGGGGGGUAAAAUAUUACUGUAAAACUUCAUGUAUAAAUCAUAGCUUUUUUUUUUACAAAUGCCCAAGAGGGAAUUAUCUAAAUCUAUACAAUACUAGGCUUUUGCCUUUUUAAAGACAAAAUUUUUGCUCGCUCGCCACUGUUAUAUAAAUAAUGGGGUUUUUCGGCACAGUGUUGACCAUCCCGGAAAAAAGUUGGGAAUCGCGCUAUCAGAGUAGCAUUUUCAAUUUCUAAAUGUUGGCAGGUGUGUUUGUGCAUUUUAAGUUUGGUUAACAUUAUUAGAGCUAAAAGAGUUGAUAUGAAAACAGGAAGAAUGUCAAGAAUGUUGGCUGAAUGUCAAUGCAGGAAUGUUGUCUUGUAUUUUGCAAUCCUGUGAUUCUUAAGUCCUCUUCAGACAUUAUACAAGGAAAGCACAGUAAAAGGUGUAAAAUUCAAUGAGAUAUGACCAUUAACAACAAAUUAAAAGGAGGAGAUGGGGUUUGCUCUGAAAAAGCAGACCAAUCAAAUUAAGCAUUGUCCAGCAUUGCAGGGACAAACAAUGACAUUCCAUCACAUUAAAGUGACAUUAUUAGGAAUAUCAUUAUGAUAUAUAACAUGAUUCAUGCAAUGGUAAUAGCUUUAGUCAGUAAGUUUUGACAAAUUGAGACUUAAACCUUGUAAUGGAUACAUAAUAGGUAGAUUUGUUUUGUAUGUCCAAAUACUAACAAAUUAUAUGUUUCAUAUUGUCUGAAUGAGGAUUUUGAGGUAAACUGGAUCGGAGAUAUGGAGUUAUCUUGUCCGCUGGCCGGAUGUUGAGACAGUUAAAAGGAAAGUUUAUAUUAUCAUGUUGGAAUUUAAAAGAGAAGGAAAUAUAUUUUUAAAGAUUAACAGAAAUGAAAGAAAAAAAAUAAAUGUUUGGAUGAUUUAUUGAAAAUUUAGGUAGUGUUAUAUCAUUUUUAAAUUGGAAGGAGAAAGACCAAUGCAAGAUAAAUAUCUGUUUUCAUUCAAAGAAAUUACUUAGUGGCUAUAAUUGAAGUUAUAUGAUGGCUAAUACAAAGGUUGAUUGUAUAAAAGGAAAAAUUCAUCAUGUAAUAUUUCUCGCGGAUUUUGUAAUGUGUAGAUGAUUGUUUUUCUUUGCAAAUAAAUACAUUUAUAUUUUUGCACUGAU